This is a messenger RNA of Mugil cephalus (flathead mullet), 4656 nucleotides long. RefSeq names its product adenosine monophosphate deaminase 2b (gene ampd2b). Gene Ontology annotation, cellular component: cytosol. Gene Ontology annotation, biological process: AMP metabolic process; IMP salvage. Gene Ontology annotation, molecular function: AMP deaminase activity. The transcript has 18 exons. NCBI's taxonomy places the organism in Eukaryota, Metazoa, Chordata, Actinopteri, Mugiliformes, Mugilidae. Bases 593 to 2881 code for a protein of 762 amino acids. The record is from RefSeq and is a predicted model, not a curated record.
UUGGCGGAACAGGUUGAAGUGGUUUCCAAGGCUAGCGCGGAGCCCGUGUUGUUUUUAAGUUUAGAUUUUUGUGAGAAGGCUGAGAAAAGUAAAAGAAAACAAACACCGCCCUGCAGACGUGUACUUAAAGCGCUGCAUCUUCUCUGGGCAGAGGAUGACUUUUAUUGACCGUCUUGAGAGGUGUCAGCUGAGUCAGAAGCUGACGGAGGAGGCAUCCUUUAGAGGAGCCGAAGAGCCCGCAGUGUUUUUUACCUGCUGUGCGGUCGCUUUGUGUUUUGGAUGUGGAAGGAUAAUGAGAGGAUAAAUUAUUGUUUGGUUCUGUUGGAGCGUGUGGUCGCAGCAUUUUGACUUUUUAAGUUCAGCUAUAUUGAAGUUUCACAUUAUUUGCACGGUGCUUUUUACAGAGUUGUGGGAGAAAACUGAUUAAAACAAGAGUUUGACAUCGAACCUUCAUUUUUUUUCUUGACACUGUUUUGGAAACAAACUUUGAGAAACUGUCGAUCUCCGUGGUGCGCGCCACCUACUCACUUCCCAGCAUUCCCUGCCUGGGAUCCCCGUGGCCUUGAAACAAUCCAUUGACCUGCGAACUUCCAUGGAUGGGAAAUACAAGGAGAUCGCCGAGGAGCUGUUCUCCCGCAGCCUGGCCGAGAGUGAGAUGCGGAGCGCCCCCUACGAGUUCCCGGAGGACAGCCCCAUCGAGCAGCUGGAGGAGAGACGCCAGCGCCUAGAGCGACAGAUCAGCCAGGAUGUCAAGUUCGAACCCGACAUCCUCCUGAGAGCCAAGCAGGAGUUCAUGAAGACUGACAGCGCCACAGACCUCGAAUACAUGAAGGAGCAGAGCCAAAUGCCCGACCUGCAAGAGAGAGACGUGGUCCCAGAGAGAGAGUACCAGCGAGUCAGCAUUUCAGGAGAGGAAAAGUGCGGGGUACCGUUCACAGAUCUGUUGGAUGCCGCCAAAUGUGUGGUGAAGGCUCUGUUCAUCAGACAGAAGUACAUGGGCCUGUCGCUGCAGAGCUUCUGCAGGACCACCGCUCGUUACCUGCAGGAGCUGAGCGAGAGGCCUCUGGACUUAGACAUCUAUGAGGAGGAGAUGCCAGAGACCUCAUCCACCGCAGAUGGCACGGUGCACCCGCCUGUUUCUGAAACGCACCCCUACGAGAACCAGGACGUUGCCAGCUUGCCCCCCGAUAUGGGGUACGGCUGCAAGAUGGUGGACGGCGUCGUGCACGUGUACACGGCGAGGAACGUUAUGGACAAGAGCACAGAGCUGGACCUGCCGUAUCCAGACCUGCAGGAGUACAUCGCUGAUAUGAACGUCAUGAUGGCCCUCAUCAUCAACGGGCCGGUAAAGUCCUUCUGCUAUCGCCGUCUGCAGUACCUCAGCUCCAAAUUUCAGAUGCACAUCCUGCUGAAUGAGAUGAAAGAGCUGGCAGCGCAGAAAAAAGUCCCACAUCGAGACUUUUACAACAUCCGUAAGGUUGACACACACAUUCAUGCUUCAUCCUGUAUGAACCAGAAGCACCUCCUGCGUUUCAUAAAGAGGGCCAUGAAGAAGUAUCCUAAAGAUAUCGUGCACGUGGAGAGGGGCAAGGGUCAGACGCUCAUGGAGGUGUUCGAGAGCAUGAACCUGACGGCCUUCGACUUGAGCGUUGACACCUUGGACAUGCAUGCAGACCGAAACACUUUCCAUCGAUUCGACAAGUUCAACGCCAAAUACAAUCCCAUUGGGGAGUCCAUCCUGAGAGAGAUCUUCAUCAAGACAGACAACUACAUCGAGGGGAAAUACUUUGGUCACAUUAUUAAGGAGGUGAUGGCCGACCUGGAGGAGAGCAAGUACCAGAACGUGGAGCUCAGACUGUCCAUCUACGGACGCUCCAGAGACGAGUGGGACAAACUGGCCAAGUGGGCCGUCAAGCAUAAGGUCCACUCCAAUAACGUCCGUUGGCUUGUCCAAGUGCCACGACUCUUUGACGUUUACCACACAAAGAAGCAACUGUGCAACUUCCAAGAAAUGCUGGAGAAUGUCUUCAUGCCUCUGUUUGAGGUCACGGUCGACCCCCGCAGCCACCCGGAGCUGCACCUCUUCCUCCAGGACGUUGUGGGUUUUGACAGCGUGGAUGAUGAAUCAAAACCAGAGCAACACAUCUUCAACCUGGACAGUCCGCUGCCAGUCAACUGGACAGAGGAGGACAACCCGCCCUAUUCCUACUACCUCUACUAUACGUAUGCAAACAUGACGGUGCUGAAUCACCUGCGCAGACAGCGGGGCUUUAACACACUCGUCCUCCGUCCUCACUGCGGGGAGGCAGGGCCGAUCCAUCACCUGGUGUCUGGUUUCAUGCUGUCAGAGAAUAUCUCCCACGGGCUGCUGCUCAGAAAGGCUCCCGUGCUGCAGUACCUGUACUACCUGGCCCAGAUAGGCAUCGCCAUGUCUCCUCUCAGCAAUAACAGUCUGUUCCUCAGCUACCAUCGUAACCCUCUGCCGGAGUACCUGUCCAGAGGCCUCAUGGUCUCUCUGUCUACUGAUGACCCGCUGCAGUUUCACUUCACCAAGGAGCCCCUGAUGGAAGAAUACAGCAUUGCUGCUCAAGUGUGGAAACUGAGCUCCUGUGACAUGUGUGAGCUGUCCAGAAACAGUGUACUGAUGAGUGGAUUCUCACACAAGGUGAAGAGCUACUGGCUCGGCCCAAACUACUUCAAGGAGGGGCAGGAGGGCAACGACAUACGGCGCACCAACGUUCCCGACAUCCGCGUGGCGUACCGCUACGAGACCAUGGUCGAGGAGCUGAAUCUGAUCACGCAGGCCAUCCGCACAGACGAGCUGGAGACCAUCGAGGAGGAGGGGAGUCUGUGCAUGGGAGCCGUGCAGGCGGAGAAGUGAACGUGCAAGCGCAGCACAACAAGUCUCGCCACAUUCCCCGUUUUUCCACAUCAGGACAUUGUACAGAUUUGCACAGAAAACAUAUCACGUGUGUGAAAAGAGGAAAGCUGUGGUAAGAUUUACAACUGUGGCAAUAUGAAAGAGGACCUACAAUCUGUGUACCUGAGCUGGUGACUUCCUUUAGUUUCUCUGAGUCGUCCUUGGUUUAAUUUGAAUGGUGAAUUUCAUAUUGUCUCUUGAUCGUUUGUUUUGGGAAUUAUUAUAUUUUCAUAUUUUGUGACUGUUUAUGUCGGCGUUCAUGUGCAAUGUGUGUAUUUCCUGUGAAUCAUCAAUCAGUCAUUGAAUCAUUCAAAACAUUUUCACAUGAAAAGUUUCACCCAUUAUUUUUAUUUAUUUAUUUUUUUUUUUUAAAGCCACUGGAUCCAACACUGACUGAUUAAAGAAAGACCUGGAACAGUUUUAUAAAGAGAUGAACCUCUAACAUCCACAUGGGGGCGCAGUUGAGGCAGCGUUGAGGACACUGAGGUCAUGGUUGUGCUUUCUUCUCCCGCAGUUUGGGGAUUUUUGGCAUUUUGACCGGAUUGAAGCACUUUUAAUCGACAGCGUGCACGUUUUACAAACUGAUUAAAUUCGGAGUAAUGAUAACACAGAAUUUUAUUUUUUCGGUGCAUCCUUGAAAGUUUCCUUGGAAGCUUUCUUUAGUUUGGUGCUAAAAAAAACAAGUUUAGUUAGUUAUUUGCUGCAACUAGUUAUAGCAGAAAUGCACAAGUUAAAACUUAGCACGGCUGUCAUGCAAACAUCUAAGACAUUUAAGACGUUACAAAAAGUGUAACUCUUAGCUCAGUUUGAAUCUGACUUGGUAAAGCUACAGCUAAUGUUAUACUUGAUUACUAUAUAUAAACAUGAGCAAAAAUCUAAUUAAAAACUGUUGUAGGCUGGGAACAGUUUAUGGUGUCAUGCUUGCGAGAGAUUUAAAUUGGUGCUUCAGAUGUUUACAAUUAAUACGAGAUUUACACAUUAGUAAUAAGGUAAUUAGAUAAGUGCACCUUGAUCUAAUAAAUAUAAUGGUUUGUAAUAAUUAACUACUUCUGUGCAGAAAACUCUUCUGAAGAUGUGGUCCAAUUUGAACAGAAUAUAAAUGCAGUUUCAGGCGGAGUUGAGGUGGAAUGAUGAGUUCGGUGUUUCUAAAAUCCUGGCGACUGUUGACUAUAUCACGACGCUUUGCUGCGAUGUCGGCUCCCUGUUCACGGUUGACACAUUCAGUUCCUCAUGCUGUACGACUGGAAGAAGAAUCUCCAGCUUCAGUGUUGCUGCAGUGUUUGUGUUGUUGUUUUCUCCCCCCCCCAGUCUUUCCAGUGUUUCUGUGGCGUUGCAUGAGGAGACAUUGGUAUUUGUUCCAGGUUUGUUCGCUUGUCUCUUAUUAUUCUCGCUCCUGUUUUGUGACUCUGGUACCAUCUGUCCUUUACAGAUAUAUUUCAUGUACAUUCUGAGUAAUAGUACAGUGUGUGAUGCAUGAUGAUCUGUUCCUUCCGUUUUUCACUCCUUGCACAAGUUCAACCAGUGCCAAAUACAUGAAAGAAAAUAAUCUUUUUGACUUCUGGAAGCUAACCAGCCCUUUUCAAACUCCUGCCUUCAGUUCGGGUCCUGGUGUCAUCAGUAGGGCUCGUUGUUGCUGCUCAAAAGCACUAUGUGUCCUCCCAGAGAAUUGUAUGUGCUACUUGUGAAAUAUUAUUUAAUGCCAUGUGUGUCAGAAAUAAAUAUUAUUCAUGUUGGGA